Electrophorus electricus (electric eel) is the source of this 2376-nucleotide messenger RNA. It is a transcript of the gene dnai2b, whose product is annotated as dynein, axonemal, intermediate chain 2b. Gene Ontology annotation, cellular component: outer dynein arm. Gene Ontology annotation, biological process: outer dynein arm assembly; cilium movement. The record is from RefSeq and is a predicted model, not a curated record. Lineage: Eukaryota; Metazoa; Chordata; Actinopteri; Gymnotiformes; Gymnotidae. Gene Ontology annotation, molecular function: dynein light chain binding; dynein heavy chain binding.
AACUCCUGGGUCAGAUACGAAGUUACAUCAAAACCUCAUGAAAGUGUAGAAAAAACGCAGUUUAUACAUUGCAACUGAGGGUCUAGGACUCACUAUGGAAAUUGUGUACGUGUACACUAAGAAGCGCAGUGAGUUCGGCCGCCAGUGUAACUUCUCGGAUAAGCCAGCAGAGCUGCAUGUGGACAUCCUGCCUGACCCGUCUCUCACUGACAACUUCAUAGACAGGGACCCCUGUGAUGUGGCCAUACAGUGCACACAGGAAAUGUCAGAGCAUGAGGUGAACACAGAGCGUUUUGAUUGUGAGCCUUGCGGCAUAAACCAUGUGGAGGGGGGAUGGCCAAAAGAUGUCAAUUCCCAGGAAAUGGAACAGACCAUUCGCUACAGAAAGAAAGUAGAGAAAGAUGAGAACUAUGUGAAUACCCUCAUGCAGCUGGGGAGUCAUAUGGAGCACUGCAUCCGACAGAACAACACCAUUGAUAUCUACCAGGAAUACUUUGAGGAGGAGGAAAUAGUGGAAGAGAUGGAGGGACAGCCUUCGGCCAAAACCGUCAAUGUGUUUAGAGACCCUAAUGAGGUGAAACGAACUGCCACCAGCCUGUCAUGGCACCCUGAUGGCAGCUGUAAACUGGCUGUGGCCUACUCCUCUAUGGAGUUCCAGAAAGUCACCAAAGACAUGAGUUAUGAUUCUUAUAUCUGGGACCUUGAGAAUACCAAUAAACCUGAGAUGACCUUGAAACCUGUUUCACCGCUUGUGUGUUUGGAGUAUAAUCCCAAAGACUCACACAUCCUAAUUGGAGGGAGCUACAAUGGACAGAUUGCCUACUGGGACACACGUAAAGGUAGCCAGCCAGUUGAGAUGUCUGCUGUGGAGCACAGCCAUAGAGAUCCUGUCUAUAAGGUUAUCUGGCUGCAAUCAAAGACAGGCACAGACUCCUUCUCAGCUUCUACUGAUGGUCAGGUGCUGUGGUGGGACAUUCGUAAGAUGAGUGAACCCACAGAAAGGUUGGUGCUGGACCCUAGCAAGAAGGGCAACCUAGAUAAUGCACUAGGAGCUUUUUCACUGGAGUUCGAAACUACCAUGCCCACAAAGUUUAUGGUUGGUACAGAACAGGGAGUGGUGGUCUCGUGUAAUCGUAAAGCAAAAACUCCUGCAGAGAAGAUUGUAUGUACAUAUAGUGGCCACUAUGGACCCAUCUAUGCCCUGCAGAGGAAUCCCUUCUUCCCUAAGAACUUUCUGACUGUGGCUGACUGGACUGCCCGUAUCUGGUCAGAGGACAUUAGAGAUUCCUCCAUCAUGUGGACCAAAUACCAUAUGGCCUACCUGUCAGAUGGAUGUUGGAGUCCUGCUCGGCCUUCCGUCUUCUUCACUGUUAAAAUGGAUGGCACCCUAGACAUAUGGGACUUUCUCUUCAAGCAGAAUGACCCCACACUCAGUCUUAAAGUGUGCGAUGAGGCUCUGUACAGCCUGCGGGUGCAGGAUAAUGGCCGUUUUCUGGGUUGUGGCUCACAACUGGGCACUGCCACUCUGCUAGAGAUCUCAUCAGGCCUGUGCACACUGCAGAAAAAUGAAAAGGCCCUGGCUACAGCGAUGUUCGAACGUGAAACGAAACGGGAGAAGAUUCUGGAAGCUUGUCACAGAGAGAUGCGAUUGAAGGAGCGCAGUCGCUCGGAGCAGAGCAAGGAGGAUGAAGCCAAAGAUGGAGAAGCAGAGGAAAGUGCGGAGGAGCUGGUGGCCUGCGCAGAGAGAGAGUUCUAUGAGGUGGUGGAGGCUGAGAUGAAGAAAAGGGGGAAAGAUGAUAAAAAAGAGAAGGAGAAAUAUGAGGGGAAAGAUGGGUGUAAAGAGAAGGAGUCAUGAGAAGACCCUGCAACAGUACAACUUCACCUAUUCACAUCAUCUACACAAGGCUCACAUAAAUAAUGAAGAGAAACAUCCUAUGGACAACAGCACAUAGUUGCCUGUUGUCUUAAAAAAAUAACCCAGUUAACUACAGAGGUCUAAUAGUGAGAUGUUUUAUGGAGACACAGUUGAUAAGUUUAUUAAAGUACAUGCUUUGUUUUGCACAAUUAUAUUUUUGUUGUAUUCUGUUUGCAGAAGGGGUGGGGUUACUUUGGUUAAUUGAGGGUCAGCAUUCAGAAAGUACAUUCAGUUCAAGAAGAUGAUUUAUCAGCACCAAAUGUAAAUUAGAUGGUUUGAAUGUCAUCUUGCUGGCCUGACUGAACAUAACUCCAGAUAACCUAAACACUGCAGCAUUUUUGUUUAAUAUAUAUUAUAUAUAAUAUAUAUUACUAGAAUGUAUCACAUUUGUGUUUGUUAAUUUGUGCCUAUAUAUUCCGCUUGUGGUGACAGAUACCCUUAACUGAAAUAAAUGUUUUACA